AAAAAAUUGAAGAAUUUGCCGAAGAGGAAAGCAUAUAUUUUUCAGACUGUGUUAUUAAAGUUCAUUUACGCAUAUGGAAAAAUAAGCUAAAUGGUAACCAAAUUUAUACUUUUCAAAUAAAUUAGAUCUUAGUGGAACCCCAAUUUUUUUAUGUUGAGAAAUGUAUUAGGAAAGCACAAGUAGAUUGAUUUUUACAUACAUUCUUAGUUCAAUUUGAAGACAAAGUUCUUUUUGAAGUCAACUUAAAGGGCGCAACUUAAUCAAAAAGAUGGGGGACGUGGAUCCAGAGACACUCUUAGAAUGGCUGUCUAUGGGCCAGGGAGAUGAGCGCGAUAUGCAAUUGAUUGCAUUGGAACAGCUCUGUAUGCUUUUGUUGAUGUCAGAUAAUGUGGACCGAUGUUUUGAAAGUUGCCCACCGCGCACUUUCUUACCGGCUUUGUGCAAAAUAUUUUUGGAUGAAUUGGCACCGGAGAAUGUACUGGAAGUAACUGCCCGUGCUAUUACCUAUUAUUUAGACGUGUCGGCCGAGUGUACACGACGCAUCGUUGCUAUUGACGGUGCGAUCAAGGCAAUUUGCAAUCGUCUAGUUGUCGCCGAUUUGUCCUCGCGUACUUCACGCGAUCUGGCAGAACAAUGCAUUAAAGUAUUGGAAUUGAUAUGUACACGCGAAGCAGGCGCUGUUUUUGAAGGUGGUGGUCUUAAUUGCGUUUUGUCAUUUAUACGAGAUUGCGGAUCACAAGUUCACAAGGACACUUUGCAUUCUGCCAUGUCUGUAGUGUCUCGCCUCUGUACAAAAGUUGAGCCAAAUUCUCCUUGCAUUCAAAAUUGUGUAGAAAGUCUAAGCACUUUGCUACAACAUGAAGACCCCAUGGUCGCUGAUGGUGCUCUCAAGUGUUUUGCAUCAGUGGCCGAUCGUUUUACUCGUAAGUGGGUGGAUCCAGCACCGCUUGCUGAGUAUGGUUUAGUAAAUGAGUUGUUGAAACGGUUGAGCAAUGCUGCUGGACCCAACUCUGCCCCAACAGCAGGUGGUACGACGCCAACUGCAGGUGGCCCCUCUACUUCUGGUUUGCAAAACGAAAACUUGACUGCCAACGUGCCCAAUACAAUUCAGAAAAAUCAAUCGGCAGAGCCUAAUCGUUCUUCACAAUCCAUAUCGACGACAAUAUCAUUACUGUCCACAUUAUGUCGUGGCUCACCAUCCAUUACUCACGAUGUCCUGCGUUCUCAAUUGCCGGACGCUAUCGAACGUGCUCUUAAAGGCGAUGAACGCUGCGUGCUAGAUUGUAUGCGGUUGGCAGAUUUAUUAUUACUUUUAUUGUUUGAGGGUCGGCAGGCAUUGAAUCGGGUAGGAAAUGCAGGAGGGCAAGGGCAAUUAGUUUCACGAACUCGUCGCAGUGAUUCAACUGUGGAACGCACUCAUCGGCAGCUAAUCGACUGUAUACGUUCAAAAGAUACAGAAGCCCUUCAAGAGGCUAUAGAAUCUGGCGGUAUUGAUGUAAAUUGUAUGGAUGAUGUUGGUCAAACGCUGCUUAACUGGGCUUCGGCCUUUGGUACGUUGGAAAUGGUCGAGUAUUUGUGCGAGAAGGGUGCCGAUGUUAAUAAGGGUCAACGAAGCUCUUCACUUCAUUAUGCAGCUUGUUUUGGUCGGCCAGGAAUUGCAAAAGUUCUUCUCAAAUACGGCGCUUACCCCGAUUUGCGUGAUGAGGACGGUAAAACGCCCCUGGAUAAAGCUCGCGAACGUUCUGACAAUGGACACCGUGAGGUAGCUUCUAUACUACAAUCGCCGGGCGAAUGGAUGGCUGCCGGUCACGGAUUAGGUAACAAGGAUGGCAGUGACGAAAAUUCGAGCAAAGAACCACGUGGGGACCCCGAAAUGGCUCCUAUCUACUUAAAAUUAUGUUUACCAAUGUUCUGCCGCACUUUUCAAGGCACCAUGUUAAGCAGUGUACGAAGAGCCAGUUUGGGAUUAAUCAAGAAGAUGGUUCAAUAUGCUCAACCAACAGUCCUAAGAGGUCUUUGUGAACCGCAACACUUGGAAAGCAGCGCUUCGACUUUCCCUACUGGGAAUACUGCAAACAAUUUGGGAACAUUGCUGGUUGAAGUUGUAGCUAGCGUGCUUGAUAAUGAGAUCAGCUAUAGUUGGCCACCUUUCAGAGCGAAUGAUAACGGCUUGUUGAUGUCCUUCUGCGCAAAACCAGCACGAGCGGAUCCUCGUUUCAUUCUGCCAAUGGAAUCAAAAUCGUAUAAUGGGGACGACGAUGAUGGUCACUUAGUUGUACUUACUGUAAUCGAAGAGCUUAUGAGUAAAACUCAAGAUGAAUUUCUCGAUCAUUUCGCUAGAUUAGGAGUGUUCUCCAAAGUGCAUGCUUUAAUAGAACCCGAAAUUGAGAGCGAUGCAAUUCCGGCCACUAAUAAUACAAUAACAGCGACGCCUGAUGAACAGAAUGUGGUGGCUACUAAUGUACAACAACAACAACAACAACAGCAGCAGCAGCAGCAGCAACAAUCACAGCCAGGGGAAGAUGCUAUAGAAGAUGCUAAAGAAAUACUUCAAGGAAAAGCCUAUCAUUGGCAUGAGUGGAGUGUCUGCCGUGGUCGUGAUUGUUUAUAUGUUUGGUCAGAUUUUGCCGCCUUGGAAUUAUCGAAUGGAUCUAAUGGAUGGUUUCGUUUCAUACUCGACGGUAAAUUGGCCACCAUGUACUCAAGUGGCAGCCCAGAGAAUGGCAAUGACAGUUCUGGGAGGGGACGUGGCAUGGAUUCGUCAAAUAGUGAAGAAAACCGCGGUGAAUUUCUGGAGAAAUUGCUUCGCGCACGUUCCGCCGUCCGAACUGGCAUGCCUUCUCAGCCGAUCUUGCCCUCUGUUAGUGUUUUGCGCCUAGUGGUAGGAAAUUGGGUAUUACAGUCACAGAAACCCAAUCAAUUGCAAGUGCACAAUACUGAAGGACACCAGGUAACCAUUUUGCAGGACGAUUUGCCUGGUUUCAUAUUCGAAAGCAAUCGAGGCACGAAACAUACUUUCACGGCGGAGACUACAUUAGGUCCCGAUUUUGCUACUGGUUGGUCAACGAAUAAGAAAAAGAAAAUUAAAACCAAAACAGAAGUUCAAAAAACGCAAGUUAAAAACAUGGCCCGAGACAUCUAUAAUAAGUAUUUCAAGGCUGCCCAAGCGAUACCUCGGGGUGCCGUAGCCAAAUUGACAAACAUUGUAAAGAGAAUUGAAAUAGCUUUGGAGGAGCAACGGAUGCCCGGUCAAACCAAGUGGCAGCAUAAACUAUGUGAGGCUUUGAAUGAUUUAUCACAAUUAUUGCAGGAAGAUGGUGUUGUAAGCGCUUACGAGAUGCAUUCAUCGGGAUUGGUGCAGGCUUUAGUUGCGGUACUCUCAAAGAAUUACUGGGAUAACGGCUUGUCGCGCAGCAAAAUGAAUAAAAUGCAAAAGCAACGAGUUGCCAUUUUCAAGCAAUGCAUUCUCAAUAACGAGGAUUCAACAAAAGGCAAUAAUACAGCCUCCAUAUUAGUCCAAAAAUUAGUAGCAGUUCUUGAAAGUACUGAAAAGUUGCCCGUGUAUUUAUAUGAUGCACCGGGAUCGGGUUAUGGUCUGCAGAUACUCACUAAACGCUUACGUUUUCGUUUAGAGCGAGCAGCUUGUGAGACAACUCUUUUUGAUCGCACUGGCCGAAAUUUGAAAAUGGAGCCGCUAGCAACUGUGGGUCAAUUGGCCAAAUAUUUGUUAAAAAUGGUAGCUAAGCAGUGGUACGAUAUGGAUCGAGGGACUUUCUUAUAUUUGAAGAAAUUAAAGGAACACAAACAGGGUAUGGUCUUCAAGCACCAUUACGAUUUCGAUGAGGAAGGUCUCAUCUAUUACAUCGGUUCAAAUGGGAAGACAUGCGAAUGGGUCAACCCAGCUCAAUACGGGUUAGUGCAAGUAACAAGUUCUGAAGGGAAAACAUUACCUUACGGUAAAUUGGAAGAUAUCCUAUCGAGAGAUAGUAUUUCUGUCAAUUGUCACACGAAGGAUAAUAAAAAAGCUUGGUUUGCUAUAGAUCUUGGCGUUUAUAUAAUUCCCAAUGCUUACACUCUCCGACACGCUCGCGGUUAUGGUCGUUCCGCGUUGCGUAAUUGGAUGUUACAAGGGUCCAAAGAUGGCGUGAAUUGGAUCACCCUGGUCACUCAUACGGACGACAAAAGUCUUGUUGAACCAGGCAGCACUUCAACUUGGCCUAUAGUGUGCGCACCGGAUGAGAAUCAAGGUUUUCGUCACGUUCGCGUACAACAAAAUGGUCGGAAUGCUUCUGGUCAGACACAUUAUCUCAGUUUAAGCGGUUUUGAGAUAUAUGGACGAGUAGUAAGUGUAUGCGAAGACAUCGGCAAGGGAGCUAAAGAAGCCGAAGCUAAAAUGCGGCGUGAACGUCGUCAAAUUAGAGCUCAACUAAAACAUAUUACAACUGGAGCUCGUGUAGUGAGAGGUGUAGAUUGGCGCUGGGACGACCAAGAUGGAUGCUGUGAAGGCACCGUCACUGGUGAAAUACAUAAUGGUUGGAUUGACGUUAAAUGGGAUCAUGGCGUUAGAAAUUCGUAUCGCAUGGGCGCUGAGGGCAAAUAUGAUCUAAAGCUAGCGAAUAGUGAAAAUCUAUCCAUGUUUGAAGGUGGUACAUCGGUAGCGCCAUCAACUGUAAAUACAGGGAAAAAAUUUGACAAAGGAAUCUCACUGAACUCACGAAAAUCCAGCUCUACUCCUUCUCUACCGGAAGCCACAGAAAUUAAUAGAAAUUCUGAGGGUCCACCGGACCAAGCAGCAUCUGCCGACAAUUUAGCUUGGAAGCAAACUGUUGAAGUUAUCACUGAAGACGUUUUCUCUUCAGCAAAAUCGCAGAUGCUGGCUGCGGGUUCAGGUGCCGGAAGUGGUGGAGAUGAAAAUCAGUUGGUGCCGUGCAAAGGUACGGCCUCUGGACCGAAUGUGGGCAUAUCGACAGCUCCUACUUCAACACUACUGCGAGAGCGCGAUAAUAUAACCGACUUAUCAACUAUAAACAAUUCUAUGCAAGCUAUUAAUGCGAAUGUAGCAUCCGAUCUCGCGACAAUAACAGAGAAUUUGGCAUUGAACGAUAAUCAGCCCGGCGAGUUGGGAAACAAUACGAAUACUGGCAAUAAAAAUAAUUUGGCUUCUAUAUUUGCUUCAAGCUCCUCCUCGGGAACAUCAUGUGAAGUCAAUAAUAAGAUGAAUGCAAAUAAUUCGGCGGGGCCUGGUUUAAGUAAGAAUCUAUUGGUAAAUCUUCGAUCAAGUAGCUCAGCCAGUCAACGCGUAUCGCAAUUUUCAUCCGAAGCUCUUGAAAUGAUUGAUAAAAUGCGCGAAGGCGUUGACAUGUUACGAAAUAACACGAAUAAUAUAUUAUCAUCUGACAUUUUGUCGUUACCUGCAGCCAAUUUGUUGUCACAAACCGGGAUAAAGUCAGCAGCAAGAGUGGAUGCAGGCGAGAUUACAUCUAAUGUUGAAUGCUCUCCGAAUGUGCACAUCAAUACAAAUAUGACAAAUAAUGUCGACACAGUUUUGCAAAGCGAAUCUUGCGGCGACGAUCCUAAAUUACUUGCUGUAUCUUAUGGCGAUCAGUCUAGCAGCGUUAAUGUAUCGAUUAAUGGUCAGCAAUCAUCACAAAAUGUUCAAAACGCAGACGUAAAUGAAGCAGUAGUUUCCGUUUCGGUAUCGAAUCAAAUGAGUGUCAGUGUACCAAACUUAACUACCACAUCGGUGUCAGAAGCUCAAUCCCAGUCAGAAACUUCGGCACAUACUGGACUUUUAGAAACGUUCGCGGCUAUGGCUAGACGACGAACUUCACAAGGCACAAACUUGCAAAAUAAUCAAAUGAUAAAUUCAUCAAAUUCUAACUCGAACGAGCGCAAUAAUCAAAAUUCAAGUGGAGCUAACUCGUUCUUUCCGCGAGGACCUAAUUCUGUUACAAGCUUAGUUAAGCUAGCCCUUUCAUCAAAUUUUCAUUCGGGUUUAUUAAGUACGGCUCAAAGUUAUCCCAGUUUAUCGUCAAACAAUGCAGCUAAUACCGCAAACACAAACAUAAGUUCUGGCACUGGUAAUGCAUCGAAUGGUCAACAGACGCAAGCGUCCAUAAAUCCGGCACUAACAAUGAGUCUCACUUCGACUUCAAGUGAUAGUGAACAGGUGUCAUUGGAAGAUUUUUUGGAAAGUUGCCGAGCACCCGCUUUGCUAGGAGAUAUGGAUGAUGAUGACGAAAUGGAAGAAGAUAAUGACGACGAAGAGAACGAAGACGAGUAUGAGGAAGUCGGUAAUACGUUGUUGCAAGUAAUGGUGUCGAGAAACUUGUUAACAUUUAUGGAUGAUGAAACCUUGGAAAAUCGUUUAGCUGGCGUCGCGAAACGUAAAUCUUGGGAUGAUGAGUUCGUAUUGAAGAGGCAGUUUUCAGCUUUAAUACCAGCCUUCGAUCCUAGACCAGGUCGAACCAAUGUAAACCAGACCUCCGAUUUGGAGAUACCCGCACCAGGGACUAGCUCCGAUUCGGUAAAAUCAAAUGAACAAGAGCCCAUGCAACAACCCGUUUUAGCUUUAUCCUUGCGAGGGCCGAGUAUAGGAGGAGUUGCCGACGUCCAAAUAGAAUUAGUUAACAACGAUUGGACUAUCUUUAGAGCAGUGCAGGAAUUGUUACAAGCUUCACAGCUUAGUAAAGCAGACAAGUUUCGUAAAACUUGGGAACCCACCUACACUAUUGUUUACAGAGAAAUUCAACCCAACAUCAUGCACGAAGGAAUAGAAACUGAUGAGGGACCAAACACGCCGGUUGUUUCCUCAAAGAGCGGCGCUUCGACUUUGUCACCAAAUUCGCCAAUUCGUGGUGAUUUUAUUACGUCUGAGAAUGUCAACUGUUCCGUAGAAGAUGUCCUACAGUUGCUGAAUCAGGUGAACACGCUUAAUCAGGCUGCCUAUGAUGCAGUUGAUAUUAAUGACAGCACUAGUAAUUAUCUUCCGUCAGAACUCUUUAUGAGCAAAAAAAUUACAAAUAAAUUGCAGCAACAAAUUCAAGAUCCUCUAGUAUUGUCGAGUAAUUCUUUACCUACCUGGUGUGAGGAUCUCAAUCAAUCUUGUCCCUUCUUGUUCCCUUUUGAAACGCGACAACUAUAUUUCAAUUGCACAGCGUUUGGGGCCUCUCGUAGUAUUGUUUGUCUUCAGUCGCAGCGAGACGUAACUUUGGAGCGUCAACGGAUGCCGGGUUUGAGCCCACGCCGCGAUGAUCAGCAUGAAUUCAGAGUAGGUCGUCUUAAGCAUGAACGCGUUAAAGUUCCACGCAAUGAAAACUUAUUAGAAUGGGCAAUGCAGGUGAUGAAGGUGCAUUGUAAUCGCAAGUCUGUUCUCGAAGUGGAAUUUUUAGGUGAAGAGGGUACCGGCUUGGGACCGACCUUAGAAUUUUACGCACUAGUAGCAGCGGAACUUCAACGUUCCGAUUUAUGUAUGUGGUUGUGUGAUGAUGAACACAUGCAAAAUGAACUUUACGAAAAUGAGGAACAUACAUUAAAUAAGGACGAUGCGAAACCAAUCGGUUAUUAUGUGAAUCGUCGCGAAAGUGGACUUUUCCCAGCGCCACUGCCACAGGACUCGGAAGUUUCCGAUCGGGCUUCUAAGUAUUUUUGGUUUUUAGGCGUUUUCAUCGCAAAAGUUUUACAAGAUAUGCGUCUGGUGGACUUGCCGCUUUCGGACUCUUUCCUGCAAUUGUUAUGCCACAAUAAAAUGCUUUCCUCAUCGAUCGGUCAAUUGCGAGCAAAAACAGUCGGUUCGGAUGAUCUGAUGGCUUCGUCGAUAAUAUCGGAAGAUUCAGAAUUAGCCGAUUCUUGCUCAAAGUUAUUAGGACGCCCUGACAUUAAGUGGUACGAUGGUAUAUUGUCAUAUGAAAACUUAGCCGAAAUUGAUCCUAUACGUUAUGAGUUCAUUAAGGAAUUGCAAGACUUGUUGAGCCGCAAACAAGCUCUUGAAACUGAUAUGAAUAUUUCGAAUGAGAAACGGCAGGUUGCGAUUGAUGAUCUUAAACUUCAAAUUAAGAACGGAGCCGAAGUUAAACUUGAAGAUCUAGCCCUAACAUUUAUCUAUUUGCCGAGUUCAUCCAUUUAUGGAUACGAAUAUGCUGAAUUAAUACCGAACGGCGUAAACAUUGACGUUACUAUUGACAAUCUUGAAGAAUAUUGUGAGGCGUUAAUUAACUUCUCUCUGCAAGAUGGCCUUGCAAAGCAAUUGGAUGCAUUUCAUCGGGGCUUUUGUGAAGUGUUCCCACUAAAAAAGUUAGCUGCGUUUAGCCCGACUGAAGCUCGUAUGAUGAUUUGUGGUGAGCAGCAUCCACAAUGGACUCGAGAAGAUCUCAUUAAUUAUACUGAACCUAAGUUAGGUUAUUCCAAGGAUAGUCCUGGUUUCUUGCGUUUCGUUAACGUACUGAUGAGCAUGACGGGUCCUGAACGAAAAGCAUUCCUACAAUUUACAACUGGUUGUAGUAGUCUGCCUCCGGGCGGUUUGGCAAAUCUACAUCCCCGUUUAACAGUUGUGCGUAAAGUAGAUGCCGGUGAUGGCAGUUACCCAUCGGUCAACACAUGCGUCCAUUAUCUGAAAUUGCCAGAUUAUCAAACGGAAGAUAUUAUGAAAGAACGUCUGUUGACUGCAACUAAAGAAAAGGGAUUCCAUUUGAAUUAAAUUGAAUUUAGAUUUCGAUUCAGUUAAUUUCCUCAUCCUCUAUUUUCCUUUCUUUUUUUUUUUUUUUUUUUUUUUUUUACUCUCACCUUAAGCUGCAACAGAUCAAAAAGAGGACACUAAUAUUCAUUCUCACCCAAUCUUUAAAUCAUAUAGAGUGUAUGGGAUAAAGGAAGUGCGAAAAAAUUUACUUAGGGAACUUUCAUUAGGCAAGAAAUUUGAAAAUUUUACGCCCUCAAAUCAAAGCAUCGCAAAAGAAAGCGUUUAACUAUUUUAGUUUGAAUUUCUAUUUUACACUUUCUUAUCUAUUCAUUUCACUUUAUACUAUUGUCUUUAUAUAUGUAUGUGUGUUUAUGUAUGCGAGAAUAUGUGCAUGUGUGAAUUGACACAUUUUUCGCUAUUCUACUUCUACUCUGCAUUUUGAAUUUUUUUUAUUAUUGAUUUCGGGUUUUCUCUUUUUUUUUUUUUUUUUU
This is a messenger RNA of Glossina fuscipes, 9165 nucleotides long. RefSeq names its product E3 ubiquitin-protein ligase Ufd4 (gene Ufd4). Gene Ontology annotation, cellular component: nuclear speck. NCBI's taxonomy places the organism in Eukaryota, Metazoa, Arthropoda, Insecta, Diptera, Glossinidae. Gene Ontology annotation, molecular function: ubiquitin protein ligase activity; metal ion binding; protein binding. Gene Ontology annotation, biological process: anatomical structure development; protein K63-linked ubiquitination; proteasome-mediated ubiquitin-dependent protein catabolic process. The coding region runs from base 269 to 8695 and encodes 2808 amino acids. The record is from RefSeq and is a predicted model, not a curated record. The transcript has 11 exons.